Molecule: messenger RNA, 384 nt
Organism: Geodia barretti
Lineage: Eukaryota; Metazoa; Porifera; Demospongiae; Tetractinellida; Geodiidae
Source: the annotation of a GenBank genome assembly
UUCAUUGCUGCAGCAACCCUCAUUCUUAAUGCUCUGCUACUGAGGCGUCAGAGCUAGAGGCAACUACUCCACCUCUGCCAAAAGAAGGCAUGCUCAAUACUCCUCACUCACCACAACCUAUUCUAUGUAUGCUGUACACACACAGAAGUGAGAUGGUGGAUGCUCCUGGAUCUACUGCUACAGUUCUAGAACUCUCCAAGAUAUCAGACGAAACUUACGCAAGUCCUUUCCAGACCACCAGUAAUAAGGCCUACAAUGUAGUGAGAGGGACUGGAAGGACACCUGAAGUUGAAUAUGAAGUACCACAAAACCUUCCUCCCACCACCUCAUCGUCCCGACCUGCAGCUGGAGACAACACCUAUGAACCUGUCUGACACUGACACU